GGUCUCAAUUUAUUUUCAGGUUAUCUCGUGGACUGCUGUAAACAACGUUGUGAAACACGGUGUAUCGGGGUUUUUGUGACAUCGGCGGAUAAUGACUGAAGUGUUGCUCCUGUUGGAUGUGUGCUGACUGCCUUCGUCGGGGUAUUCUGGUGAGUAAAUUUUAAAUUUUCAUUGAGCCUUUGCCAUGCCGAUGUCAAAGAUGAAAACUGCAUGGAAAAUCGGUUGCUGAUCGCUCGGGAUUAGGAUUCGACCCGCGGUUCUGGGCGGGCCCAACACCGGGCGUCGCAGUGGUGCACCCGCACCCGCACCCGCUCAACCACCGCCAGCAACACCACCGCCAUCACCAUCAGGUCGCCGUCCACGCGGCGCCGCCGCCAUCAGCAGCAGGCGUCAUCAUGGGCAACUCGUCGAGUUCGCAGUCAAUGCACCUGGCGCAACAUCCGCAGCAACUGGGCUUUGCCGACCCUCGUCACCUGGUUCGCUACCGCGACGACCCCCGCUACGCCGACGCCGAAGAGGACUACCUCCACUACGGCACCGGCGCCACGACGCCGCGGCGUCCGCGCAGCAAGUCUGGUAACCCGAGGGCGCCGCCGGUUCGAGUCCGCGCUGGGCGGUCCGCUGACGACGUCCAGCGCCGCCUCGGCAUCUCGCCGCAAAACAAGGUCCUGCCGGAUGUAGGCGUGAUGUCACCUAAGCAAAUCCUUCGACCCACUGAACUCGGCUCGAUUUUGCACAAUGGCGGUACAAUAACUGGUCGCAGACGAGACUUGUUAAUUGCUGAACAGUCCCUAGCAAACACCAACAGCAACGCCAAGAACAACAACAACAGUAGCAGCAGCAAUGGAAGCAGCAAAUCCCGCAGCGAAUCCACGGGUCGACAGCGCAGUGAAGAACGCGUCGUUUUGGCCGGCAAACUUCCCGACGGCAAAUAUGACCGCAUCAAAAUUCGAUCGACGGGGAAUGGGUCACGAUCGGGUCUAGACGAACACCGACUUGACAUCGAACGCUAUGACUCCGAACCCAGGGCGAAUCGACGGGAACGUUCCCUCAGUCGGAUUUUGGAUGAGCGUCGACCGACCCGCGGCGACGACUUGCCUGCGAGGCAAAACGGCGCCGCUCGUCACCCGGAUUGGGCGCCGAAACGGUUCGACAGCGAGCCGAAUUUGUCGCCGGCGCAGCUGGAAGGGAAACCGCCGCCGCGCCGCCACGCACCCACAGCACUUGUGUAUGACCCAUUGCUCGAACCCGACGACGACCAAGACGGGAAUGUUGACGACGAGGACGACGGUGUCGACGACGGCGGCGGCGGCGGCGGCGGAGGCGGCGAUCGACGUGCUUGGGGGAAGCGGCCGAGGUCGAAGAAAAAAUCCAGGGCGCCCGUGCCGCCUGCGGAUUCGGACGAAGGGAUCGUCAUUGCUGGCAUGUACGACCCGCGUCCGAGAAGCAAAACACCGAAUCCGUUCACAGACGCGUCCGACUACCGCCACGAAUUGGCGUCCGGCGGUCGGAAAUCGGCGUCCGACUUCCUCUCUUCCCUGUGGCGUCGCGGCGGCGGUGGUUCCCAAACCCCGGACCCGAAGAACCGCUCCAAAAUGCGCAUCUUUCGACCCAAGUCAGAGCCACGGAGUGAAGACCCAGUUUGGGGUCGCCGUUCUGUCCUCGAGCUCCGCGACCCCAGUGUCGAUAAUUACUCGACAUCCCCUCGACACUCUCGACGUCGGUCUCGAGAAGCCGCAAGUAGUCGACACCGGGCUCGCAGUGUCGAUUGUCUCCAGCCAACAUCACCGACGCCCGUAGUCUCGGCGACGACGUCGAAUAACCACGUCCCGGCCUCGUCUGGCAACUGGGUGAAUGCGUUCAGCAAGUCCAUGACUUCCUUGGUGCCAGAGAAUUUGUUUGGGUCGCAAAGGGCAGCUGUGCACUCCAAGCCCAGGUUGUUUGAUCCCAACGACACUAUCGACAGUCGGAAGAGCAAGACUUCGAGUAGAUCUGCCAGGAGUAAGGCGUCUGUCAAGAGCGAGAAUAAGAGGAAAUCUAGGAGAGACGCCGCUGUUGUGGAAAAUGCGUCCAGGCUCGACGCCUACAAACAGCCUCAGAUUUCACGAAGCUCGGAGAACCUGCUUUCGUCGUCUUCUCGCCCCCCUUCGACCCCUGCCAAGGGAGUUCAAGUCCUUCCGCGUCAGUUCCAGAAGAAACACGAGCAAGUGAACAAUAGUAACUUGAAGCAACAGCCCAUAAUGGCUUCAUCGAAAGCAAUAUCGGCUGAAGUCAUUCCUGCCGGCAAAAAGACAUUUUAUUUCGGCAUGGAACAACAGCCGAGUGCAUCGAAUUCAGCGAAUAAUGUGGUGACUGCGAAAACGCCGGUGAAGGCGAAAGACAAAUCCGUGGACGAGGUGGAGAAAUUUGCGUCCAGGCUGCAGUCCAAUGUCGUGAGAACCAAUUCUUCAGGCGACAGUUAUGUUCUGGAGGGAACAGGAGAGCCUGUGGUAAGUGCGAUGGUGAACCAAUCGUCGACGAUGUCGAGUGAAGACGAAGCCGACAUCCCCGUCAAACUGAGGCCAGUGUUACCAAGGAAACACUUGGACAUGCCUCGGUUUUCGCCCACAGCAGCAUGGCGAGGGAUUCUGACUGGGCAAGAAGCUGACCCAGGUUCUGUCGCUGCUGCAGCUGCUGUUGCUGCUCUUGCAAACAGUCGACGACGCGAACAGGGUGUGUCACAAGGAGAUCGUAAAGGUUCCAUCGGCGGCUCGAGCAACGAACCAGACCUUUUCGAAGAACGCAUCAUUCGGGAAUCGUCAUCCCGCCAAAACCUGUUGCAGUACCGCCACGGACACGAAAAGUCGGCCGACUCUGGGAUUUCUGGGGACGCCGGUAGCCCGGGUCCGUCCAGAGACGACCCAGACAUUAAGCCGACGACCAGCGGAGGCGGCACUGGAGGAGCUGCUGUCGGCGGCGGCGGUACCGGCGGCGGCGGUGGUGGCGCAGUGGCGGCGCCUUUGGCAGCGUCGUCACCAGUGUUGCGGCACUGGACACCGGAACAAGACCUGGAUGACAGCAUGGGGGAUGGGGGCCACGGGCUGGCGCCGACUGGCGCCGGAAAGGCGACCCCACCGAAACUGACGCAUCGCAACGCCAUGUUUAGUGGUGUGGCACGAGACUCUCUCUUGGGCGGCGUUUCGGCGGCGCAGCCGCCGCAGAGUUUCAGCAGCCUGCGGAAACUGAAGCGGACUUCUUCAAACGCGCGGCGGCAGUCCGGAGGCGACCCGACCGCCGUCGCCGCCGCGGAUGACAACUGGUCCAUGUCCCGGUCAGUGCCCAACUCGCUGGACCAUCCCAGACCCGGGCACCGCGGCUCGGGCCACAUCGUCUAUUUACCCGAGUACCGCAGCGUCGCGGCGGCCCUGCGGCGUCCCCGGUCCGCCAUGAACCACGGCGACGUGAGUGUGGAUGACGACGACGACGACGAGGGCUACGACAACGAACACGGAAGAGUCGUAAGACCUCAUUCAGUGCACGGAGACGCGACGGAGUUUGCGCCGCCACUCCGGCGCCGAGACACGAGUCCAGGCAGCGAAUUGGCGGACAUGCCGACGUCGAUCGGGAAAGGCGUCCUUUCGCCCAUCGCCGACAUGAUGAAGCGGAAGGGCAAAAAGUUCACCUAUCAAAGUACAGUGCGGCAGAUUGAGCGCCGGCGCCUCGAGCAACAACUGAGUCGUGAAGCUGAAGAGAAGGAGAAACAAAGACUAAGGGAACAAGCCGUGAUUCAAAAGGUCGAAGAAGAAUUCCGGAGAAAGAGAAGCCGAGAAAAGUCAAGUAUCCAGACACAAUUGCAGGAACUGCAGCAAAGCAAACCUGCUGUGAUCCACGCUGGGAAUAAUAUGGACACUUACGCGAUUCCCAAUAAAGCCUGGCGGAAUGCUGAAAGCAACAACGGAAUGGUUCAGGUGAGACCCUUCAAGUCUCACCCGAUAUCGAUAGCAGAGAAAAGCGGGUUGUGCGGAAUGCUGAAUAAUCCGGAGCAGCACGUGCAACAGCCGCCACCGCCGCCGUUGAGCCCGCCGCCGCCGCUGACGGCGGACGACUACUUCCCGGAGCCGGCGCCCAUGCCGAGCUCGUCGGGCGUGUCGAGCAGCAGUGCUGCUGGCUCUCCCAACAGCACCAACAGCUGCCACAUCCUCGCUGGCAACCCUGCUGCUGCUCCUUCCGGAUUCUUCAACGGCCUCAAGUCCAGAUUAACGAAAGGAGGAGGCGGCAGCAAGUCGAGCAACAUGAACAAGCCAGUCAGCAGCAACAGCAAAAUGCCCGACAACAACAAGACGAACAACAACAACAAGAUGAAGCUGGCCAACGGCGGCAAUAGUCCGAAUUCCGAUCGCAGCUCCGGCAGUCUGAGCCCGACGCGUCAAGACCCCGACGGCGCCCCGGCGUCAGCGGCGGCGUCCGUGUCCACGGGCGGCGGACGCCAUCACAACAAAUCGUCCGAGGACGAGUACUCGUCGGCGUCGCCACUGCCGACCCCGACGCCGACGCCUACGAGUGACGGACUCCUGCUCGGGGAUCCCGCGGCGUCCCAGUCGCCGACGGAAAGCAUGCGACGAGAGAUUCUGGCGGCGUCCAGGUCUCGCAACGGCGCCAAAUCCCCGUCGUCGUCGUCGUCUUACGACGGACAACAACAGCCGCCGUCCAGUGACGACGUCGGACGACAGCGUCACUCCAAAGGCAAAGGCGGUGGUAACAGCAGAUCGGCGUACCGCCAUCUGGCGGACAUCGCAGAACGAGAGGAGCACUUCGCAGCCGCCAGAAGGCAACAUCGACUCAACAACAACAAGCGGGGCGGCAAUGGCGGCGGCGGAGGAGGAGGAAGCAGGACGCCGCGAUCGGCGUCCCUCGACUACGACGGCGAGGAAGAUGACGAAGAAGAAGUGUUUGGGAUGGAGUCGUCGGACGAUGUGGCGUCGUCUUCGGUAGCCACUGGGUCUGUAGUCGCCGCCGCCGCCACGGCGUCCCUGACGCUCACUCAGGAGCUAUCCGAGUUCAAGGAAGAGCGCCGGGAUUAUCGCGACUACCCCCAACACAUGUGGACCCCGCGGAUGACCCCCAGUCCCUACGGCGUUCGGUAA
Molecule: messenger RNA, 5123 nt
Organism: Notodromas monacha
Lineage: Eukaryota; Metazoa; Arthropoda; Ostracoda; Podocopida; Cyprididae
Source: the annotation of a GenBank genome assembly